Molecule: messenger RNA, 823 nt
Organism: Aplysia californica (California sea hare)
Lineage: Eukaryota; Metazoa; Mollusca; Gastropoda; Aplysiida; Aplysiidae
Product: NADH dehydrogenase [ubiquinone] 1 beta subcomplex subunit 3
Exons: 2
Coding region: 120-419 (99 amino acids)
Biological process (GO): electron transport chain; mitochondrial respiratory chain complex I assembly
Cellular component (GO): mitochondrion
Source: RefSeq, a predicted model, not a curated record
GGUAAUAUCAGAAUUACAGCGAGAAAUCGCUACUUCCAACCAAGGUCGUCAACAAACUGCUGUCGCCGGCGAAUAAAACCUUCGGUUUCCUUCUGUUUUUUCUCGUACCGAACAGAAAUAUGGGUGGAGGCGGUGGCGGUGCCCCUCAUGAAAUUCCAGACUGGAGAAUAUAUAAGGCUGAAGGAAUCCCAGAACUGGAUCGCCUUCAGAAGAGGCUUGGUGCGCUUGGUCUGAAAGAUCCCUGGAUCAGGAAUGAAGCCUGGAAGUACAUGGAAGCCACUGGAGGCAACGUCUCGUGGACUCGCUCUGCCAUGAAGUACAUGUUCCGGGGCUUCGGGUUAGCUGCAGCCGCCAUGGUCCUCACCAUCGCCUACGAUAAGGCCACAAACAAGGGAGGCAAUGAUCAUGGACAUCAUUGACGAUAGUAUCCACCAUUUUUGUAAAUUUUCGUUACUGCGGCGGCAUUGAUUACAUUUCGAGUGAUGUCCUGUCAAUAAAGUGGACAUGCUGGCUGCAAAGACUGGCGACAGGAAGUGCUUAUGGUUUUGCUGCAGUUAGUGGGAUUAGGGUUCUGUGUGCUUGAUAAAGAAGGGACCGACAGAAGAGAAGGUGGCUGCACACCAGCCUGGUUGAAUGUAUGAAUGGACUUUAUGAAUAUUUGCUUAUGUGUUAUACUUUUUUUUUCUCUAGUGUUUAUGAUCUGUACAAUACAAGCCUUUCCUUAAAAGCUGAUGGUCAGUGGUGUAUUAACAAACAACCUACUGACUAGUAGCCCAUAGUUUGUCUUCUCGAAUAAAGGGUUUGUUGUUCUGGAAAUAUUUCA